CGACAGAUACGAAUCAAUGAAUCAAUACCUGGUGUAGGUUGGAACCUUUCAUCUUGUUGAAAUAAGACUGCUACAAGUUCAUCUGAAGCACUAGUUCUAGUUUAUUUGAGUUUUAUUCUUUUGCUUUUGGAAACAAUGAAUCUAUCCGGAUUUUUCUACUUGGUUUUUCACCACAACAUCUGGCUUAGUUCACUUUCGAUUCAAGAUUCGUCAAUUUUUUUCGAAAUCGGAAGCUGAUGCUGCUGUCCGUACCUCCCCCGAUUGGCACCGUUACUCCAUCUCGUCAAACAAGAUUGCCAACGUGAUUAACCCCAUACCGCAGUACCUGAAAAGUCCAAGUUUUUGUUGUUCGUUUUCUGAAUCUGAUUGAGCGCCGUUGAUGCCAUAGCCAUUUUCGCAACCCGUCGCAUGAAACAAGUACAACACGAUGCGGAAAAAAAGCCCCUGCGAUGUGGAAAAUGGAAUGGCAGAGAUUUGCAUUUCACUAGCAGAAGUUCCGUGUCAGUAGACUUUGACAGCACUGGAAAUUUGUGAUGCUAAAAUUUUUGUGAUGCUAAAUAUGUCUGGGUCUGGAAAUUUGUGAUGCUAAAAUGUGCGUGAUGGAACCAUUUUCUUAUCCAGUAAAGCAUGACAAGUUUGCAGAACGUUUUAUCAAAUCCGAAUUCCGCAUCAGAAACAGCGUUCUUGUAUGACAAGAGAGGCUGCCGCUUUUGUUGGUCAUGCAAUACAGAUUUCGCAGGAAUGUAACGCCAGCAUUACAAGUUCCAACUUUCCAGACCCAGGCAUGUUUGCAUUUGAUAGACGAAGACGGUGAGCUAUUUGGACAAAUUUACCGAUUUCGUGUAUGUGAAUACUGGGUUGCAAUUCGUCGUGAGUGUUGUCGUGAAGGAAAUUCUUUGGGGAAAAGUGUUGAAGCCGGUUUUGUGUUGCACGGUGUGCAGGAGAAGAGAUAA
This is a messenger RNA of Amoebophrya sp. A120, 953 nucleotides long. The record is from the annotation of a GenBank genome assembly. NCBI's taxonomy places the organism in Eukaryota, Dinophyceae, Syndiniales, Amoebophryaceae.